Molecule: messenger RNA, 2221 nt
Organism: Eurytemora carolleeae
Lineage: Eukaryota; Metazoa; Arthropoda; Copepoda; Calanoida; Temoridae
Product: thyrotroph embryonic factor
Exons: 13
Coding region: 167-1135 (322 amino acids)
Biological process (GO): regulation of transcription by RNA polymerase II
Cellular component (GO): nucleus
Molecular function (GO): DNA-binding transcription factor activity, RNA polymerase II-specific; RNA polymerase II cis-regulatory region sequence-specific DNA binding
Source: RefSeq, a predicted model, not a curated record
UUCUUUUACGCAAUUUAUCCUCCAUGGCGGGUCGGUAUUAGACGGAGACAAGUGUAGUGUUAGUAUCAUAUAGCCUGACCUGCGACACUGACAGAGACAUCUAGAAUCUAGCUAGUAACAGCAGUUGUUAAAAGUUUUAGAAAGGGAUCUAUAAAUCUUUAAAGGUAUGGAUGGGAUGAGCUGGACUGGUCCAAGGAUGAGUAUCAGGGAUCUCCUGGAGAAGGUCGACCUAUUCAAUGUAGCGGUGGAGGACAGCACUAAGGAGCAGAAUACUGGAGAGGCGCUGAACAAAAAUAUGGAGAAGAAUAGGGAGGGAAAAACUGUCAUCAAGGUUUCUGAUCCAACCUCUGCCUACCUGGGUCCUAAACUCUGGGAUAAACAGAUAACUCUCGACCUUGACUUCGAGGAUAUCAAGGAAAACGAGGUCAUGAACAUGGAGGAUUUCCUUGCUGAAAAUAACAUAACCCUUGAUCAGGAGAGAAGCAAUAGCGACACUGAUGAGCCAUUAGAGGUUGCCUUGGCGUCUGACUCUCUGUGGCGGACCCUGGAGGAUAUGGAAACAGAAUCCAAGAUGCUGGAUGACACGGAGGCCAUCGAUAUGAAACCAGUUCUCAAAUCAUGUGGGGUUAUUGUGAAAAAACAAGUUUCCAAAGAGGAUAAAAAACCUGCUCUGCCCAAGGGGGACAACGGUUUCCUGUAUGCAGAAUCCAAAAGAGCAAAGAUGGAGAGGGAGAAGGAGGAGAGGAAAAGAAAGCUAGAGGUGGAAAUGGAUUUUCCCGCCGAGGAUUUAGCGCUGGCUACCAUUCCAGGAGUCAACUUUAAUCCUAGGGAGCGUGCAUUUGAUAUGGAGGAGUUGAGGCCCCAACCUAUUAUUAGGAAACGUCAGAAAUCAUUUGUACCCGACGAAGCGAAGGAUGAUAAAUAUUGGGAAAACAGAAUCAAGAAUAAUAUUGCUGCUCGUAGAUCUCGUGAGGCUCGAAGACUGAAAGAAAAUCAAAUUGCUCUGAGAGCAGCUUACCUGGAGAAGGAGAAUAAGCUUCUCAAGAAGGAGUUGGAUGACGUGUACUUCUUGAACUCAAGGGUUGCUGCAGAGAAGAAGAUUCUGCUCUUGAAGCUGGCUAAAUACGAGAAAUAAAUAUUCUGCUCUUGAAGCUGGCUAAAUACGAGAAAUAAAUACCUGGAACAUUUGACCGGAAGUAAAUUUUGUUCUUCACACUGUGGAAUAAGUAGUUCAGUAAUCCAACCUUGAAAGGGAGUGAACUGUUAACAAAUUUGGACAGGGGAAAUAGAAUAUGGUUUCUUACAUCCAAAUUUUCUUGACUAACGCAAUCGAACCUAUAGUUUAUGCAUGAGCUUCCGACAUGAGAGUUAUCUUUCUUUGUUCUUAAUAAAAUGCAUUUCCGGAUCGAAUUACAUAAAUUACAAUAAAUUACGUUUCUAAAAAAAUUAAUAUCCUUUAAAAAUCGAUUUAAUUUUCUAAAUCUAAAUCUAAACCAAGGAAAUUUAAAAUUUGUAUUUUGUCAAUCAUUUCCACUCCGCACACUCAUCCAAAAGAAGUGUUUUAAAAUCUUAAAUCUUGAGAAAAUUGGGAUAUUUAAAUAAAUAUCCUAUUUUAUAUUUUUACUUAAAUUCUAAUAUAUCCAUAAAAACAUAUUCCCCAGUCAGUAGUAAAAUCAAAAAAGAAUGUUUCACAAUUAUUUUUCCUCUUUUUCAAGCGCAUCACCACUCACCAGUCCAAGUUAAAUUUACCGGUGUGAAGUAUUUGAAACCAAUGAUGGAAUCAUUUUUCGUAGAUAUUUAACGUAGAAUCAUAUAUUCCAUAAUCUGAAAAUAUUACUUGUAAAUAUAUAUAUAUAUAUAUAUAUUAUAUUUAAAGCUUACCUCUCCUGAGGUUUGAUAUUUUAACAAAUGCCGAGGAAACAGUUUUUCAAACAUUUUAAGAAAUUAUUUAUUUUUUUUUCUUAAAUUAUUUUUGUAUAAUGUGCGUAAUACAUUGUCAAAUUGCAGAUUUUUUUCUGGAAUAUAAUAAAACAAAGCCAUGGUACAAAAUUGAACCAGGAAGAAAGUGUUUGUGCAUUUUUCGGGGAAAAAGUUUUUUUUCCCUUGAUAAUUUGUCAAAGUUAUAAAUUUCCACAGCAAGAUUUUAUUAAAAAUACCUUUAUCUCAAACUAAAAUCUUAUUCAUCAAACUCUGAAAGAAAUAUAUUGAAGCUUUAACCUUG